Caenorhabditis elegans is the source of this 795-nucleotide messenger RNA. It is a transcript of the gene T08B2.15, whose product is annotated as Activin_recp domain-containing protein. The transcript has 7 exons. The record is from RefSeq and is marked reviewed. The coding region runs from base 1 to 429 and encodes 142 amino acids. NCBI's taxonomy places the organism in Eukaryota, Metazoa, Nematoda, Chromadorea, Rhabditida, Rhabditidae.
AUGUGGAGUUUUGUAUUGUGUCUGUUAAUUUGUUUCGAAUAUUCGUAUCAGUGGCGUGAAUAUAAAGCUUUCGAGUGUUAUCACAUUUCGGAGCCAGUGGAAAAUAUUCUCAAUGGACAAUUCAAUCUAGAACGACAAAAAUGCUAUGGCACUGAAGGUUCUUCGCUAUUCAAUGCUUGCAAGACAGAUAUAAUUGAUGGAAUUGUCUACAGUGGAUGUAUGAACACUACACACUGGCGAACAAAUUUUCUUUGCUCUCCUACGUCCAACAAACGAGAAUUUAUUAACAAUUUGGACACAAAUGGAAUUUUUAUAUUCGAUGAAAUAAAAUCGUGUUGUUGUCGAGACACUCUAUGCAAUAAUGCGAACUACUUGAAAGUCAUGAAAAACAAGUACUCUUCGACAAAAUCAAUUUUUUUGAUCAAUUAGUUACUGAUGGUCUGAUUGUGUUCAGCUUUUUUGCAGUUGUAUUGUUUGUCCUUAUGAUAGAGAUAAUUUGCAGAGAGCCAAUUAUUGGAAGAAUAGACACGCGGCAGUAUAUAAUGGAAGCAAAGAAAACUAUAAGAGACGUUCCUGAAAAUGAAGAAAUGAAAUAAUGUCACUCGUAAACCUACACCGCUCUUUCUCUUCCAUGCGAGACCUGUCAAGCGUCCGAUUCCUACGCGCCUUUAAGAGUGAUGUCCGAAAACAUUCGCUCUCCGUUUUUUCAUCGAUUCUUCUUGGUUUCACACGUUUUAUUGCAAUGCAAAAUGUUUUAUAUUAUAUUUGUUUUUGAAUAAAUCAUUCUAGAACUAC